GGAAACAUACAACAGCGAUGUCUUGGUAUUCAUCACAAUGUCGCGUGAAGCAAAGGAAGAAGGAAAUAGGUUGUUCCAAGACAAAGACUAUGAAUCAGCCAUUCUAAAAUACCAGAAAGCCAUCAAGUUGCUUCCCAAAUUCCACAUAGACGUGUCCUAUCUAAGAAGUAACAUAGCCGAAUGCUAUAUCCAGAUGGGCAUAACAGAGUACCCUAAAGCAAUCAUAGAGUGCAGCUUGUCUCUACAAAUUUCACAUAAACACAACAAAGCACUCUUGAAGAGGGCAAGAUGUUAUGAAGCUCUCGAGAAUUAUGAUCUCGCAGAAGUAGAUGUUUGUCAAGUUUUGCAAAUGGAACCGAGGAAUGUCAUGGCCUUAGAGCUUUACGAACGGGUGAAAAAGGGAAAAUGUAGAAAUGCUGAUGGUUCUACAAGGAAUGUUAAAUUGGUGUAUGGAGAGGAAAUAAGAUGGGCUCAGAUAUCAACAACCAAUUGUAAUAUUUUGAAACUAAGAGAGAUUAUAUCUGAAAAGUUUCCAAAAUCAAAAGCUAUUCAUGUUAAAUACAAGGAUCAAGAAGGAGAUUUAGUUACUAUCACAACUAAUCAAGAACUCAAUUGGGCUGAAACAGGUGGAGAAGGAGAUCAAGCUUCUAUCAAGCUUUACAUUGUUGAAGUUAAUCCAGAUCAAGAUCCAUUAUACUACCAACUUACCAAAACAGAAUGUAAAAAACACGAAAACUGUGCAGUUAAGGAGCCAACAAGUAUUGACGAUUGGAUAAUUCAGUUUGCGCAAAUAUUCAAGAACUACGUUGGUUUAAAUUCAGAUACGUACCUGGAUAUUCACAAGCUGGGAAUGAAGCUAUAUUCCGAAGCCAUGGAGGAAUCCGUUGCAGAUGAAGAAGCCCAAAGCCUAUUCAAUACAGCAGCCGAGAAAUUUCAGGAGAUGGCAGCUCUGGCCUUGUUCAAUUGGGGAAACGUUCACAUGUCACGGGCGAAGAAGAGAUUAUACAUAACGGAAGAUGCUUCAAAAGAAACUGUAGUGUUAAAAGUUUCAGCUGCAUACGAAUUGGCGAGAUCAGAAUACCUACAAGCAGGAGAUCGAUAUGAAGAAUCGCUGAAGAUAAAACCGGAUUUCUAUGAGGCAGUUUUAGCUUUAGGACAACAGCAGUUUGAGCAGGCGAAACUGUCUUGGUAUUACGCAGUAGGGAAUAAUGCAAAUUUGGAAACAUGGCCUUCUUCCGAAGCUCUUGAGCUUUAUAAUAAUGCAGAGGGGAACAUGGAAAAGGGAAUGCAGAUGUGGGAAACAUAUGAAGAGUCGAAACCGAGUAAAGUUAAACUCGGAAUGCAGAAAAUGGGCUUGGACAGAAUCUUCAAGGACUUAUCUGAAGAUGAAACGUUAGAGCAAUCUUCAAACAUGAGAUCACAAAUAAACCUUUUAUGGGGAACAAUGCUGUAUGAAAGAUCAAUUAUGGAAUUCAAACUUGAACUUCCUGUCUGGCAAGAAUGUUUGGAAGUUGCGGUUGAGAAGUUUGAACUGGCAGGAGCUUCUGAAACGGAUAUACAUCUGAUAAUGAAAAAUCAUUGUUCCAAUGAAUCUGCAGUUGAAGGUAUGAGCUUCAACAUUGAUGAGAUUGUACAGGCUUGGAACGAAAUGUAUGAAGCGAAAAGAUGGGAAAGUGGUGUUCGAUCCUUUCGAUUAGAACCAGUGUUGAGAAGACGAGUUUCUAAACUCUGUCAUGAUCUUGAGUAUGUCUGAUAAGAAACGGAAUAGGAUUGUCCAAUCCGAUUUCCAGAGUU
This is a messenger RNA of Impatiens glandulifera, 1794 nucleotides long. Its product is annotated as protein PHOX1-like. The record is from RefSeq and is a predicted model, not a curated record. The coding region runs from base 38 to 1753 and encodes 571 amino acids. NCBI's taxonomy places the organism in Eukaryota, Viridiplantae, Streptophyta, Magnoliopsida, Ericales, Balsaminaceae. Gene Ontology annotation, molecular function: protein binding. The transcript is spliced from 2 exons.